AGUGGACAAGUCUCACAGCAAUGUCGCUGACAAGGUCAAGCAUUCCCUCGGAUUCUGGUGCAGGCGAGAGAAGACCCUUCAUCAAAAUACAAAAUGUAGGCAGGGAUCGGAUCGCACGAACAUGUAUGCGCAUCUGAAUUGAUGUCUCUGCCAAUUAUGAAAUGUAGGCAGCCCUCCACCGGCUGCGUCGACUCCUCCUCCCCCUGAAGCUGCACCUGCUGCUCCUGCUGCACCGAGGCGGCGGGCAGCGGGGCCAGGCCAGCGAAACGCGACCCUGCACAGCACACACAGAACAGACAGAGGCAGGACCUUCUUCCUUCCCUCGCUUCCUCUCUCUAUCCGUGUGUAUAUCAAUGGGUAUAUAUAUGUAUCACCGCUGGUCCACUGGCGACCUUGAGACUCCUCAGACACCUUGGCUGCAAACGCAAUGCAUCAAUGUGUGGGUCAACACGUGAGGGCAGGUGUUCGUAUCUUCCUCCUUACCGUCCUCCCAUGGAGCACGCUGCUCAGCCGACAACUGAGACACACCUACAGACAGACAGACAGACAGAAAAGUGUAGUUGGACGAGAGUGACAGGUGUGCCAUUCCAUUCGAUCCAUCCAUCACCCUUGUCCUUCUCCAUGGGAAGUCCCUGCACACGCACGACACGACACGACUGCAGUGAAUUUUCUGGGGCGCUGUGUGUUGGCUAACGCACCAUGAAGAUGAUGUUUUCUUUGGCCUCUGUGCUCUUGGACUGGAUGACAUCCGCCACGUCCAACGCCGUGGCCUGACAACAUGAGAGGGCCAUACGUACACAUUCAGGCACGCUCCACACUCUCCCCGUGUCUCUUUCCAAGCUCACCGCUUGAUCGAACGAGAAUGUCUCCUGGGUGCCGCCAUGCGUGUCAAUGAGUAUCGACCUGAACGGCACGCACAGAAAGUGUGAGAGCUGCAUUACCCUUGAACACACUUACGUGUGAGCUAGCGUGAGUGUUUCGAUGCCUGCGUAGUCGAAGUUGAGCAGCAAAACUGACAAACAGAAGAAGAGAGGACGAACAUGAAGUAGAUGAGUUAUGUGGGGCGCGUUUGUGUCAGCUCACUCUCCUCGCCCUCCUCGCCCAGUGUGACGAACUUGAUGGCCGACGCCGUGGCGAUGAGACAACCCUGGGCAGACACACAGAUGGAAGUGGCUAUCACGUCCUCUCCUUUCCCCUGCCUGGAUGACGUCGCCGGUGUGAGUGAGGAUACCAACUCCGAAGAAACGCACAUCCCUGCGGAAGGAAUGUCGACGUAUCAUCAUCAUGUCUCUGUGCAUUCCAUGUGUUUAUGUGUGUGGAUGCCCACCCGUUGGCUGACGAGGAGGAGGGCUGGCCUUGCGACGACUCGAGGGCGCCCAUCGACAGAUUCGCACCUAAAAACAACGCAGCGCCAGCCAUUUCAGCAUUCCCGCCGCCUUCGCCACUGCACACACUCACCAGCGAUGGCCAGGUUCUCGAACUUGCCCGAGAUGGACCCUUUGCCACACACAGAGGUAGGAUCCAUCCAUCCAUCCAUCCAUGCGGUGUGAGUACCUUCCUCAGCGGGAUCCACAGCACCAGUCGCCUUCCCCUCCACGGUGGGCUGAUCCUGCGCCGCACCAGCCUUGUCCAUCAUAGCUCCUUCUUCUCUUCCUGCCGUACAAACGAUGGUUCUGGCCGAUCGCAUCGGUGCGAGCUUGUUUGGCGAGGCUGCUGACGGGAAAG
Messenger RNA from Vitrella brassicaformis, 1725 nucleotides. Lineage: Eukaryota; Vitrellaceae. The record is from the annotation of a GenBank genome assembly.